Messenger RNA from Thermochaetoides thermophila DSM 1495, 2457 nucleotides. RefSeq lists its product as uncharacterized. The record is from RefSeq and is a predicted model, not a curated record. Bases 1 to 2457 code for a protein of 818 amino acids. Lineage: Eukaryota; Fungi; Ascomycota; Sordariomycetes; Sordariales; Chaetomiaceae. The transcript is spliced from 4 exons. Gene Ontology annotation, cellular component: cytoplasm.
AUGUCUGCGCCAACAAGCCCCUUUUCCCCAUCCCCCUCUGGCUCGGACUGGACGCCCCUCGUCUGCGUCGUCGACUUCCAUCAUGCCCGCGGCCCCGAGGUCGAGCGCUGGUUUGGUGUCGAGGAAGGCUUCGAUCCUGCGGUGGCAUAUGAUUGGGGCUUGCUGCCGUUCAUGGCGCUGAGUGAUGGCGCGCAUGCGUUAACCGAAGAAUUCUCCUACUUCACACUCCUCCGCCCCUCUUCCUCUUCCAGCCCAGCAACCUCUCUCUUCGGCAUAGCCUGCACCCGCCAAAUCGAUGCUUCGCAACUCAUCCACCGCCCGGCGGACGUCACUCGCUCAACCGUCCAAAAAGCGGUCGUCGUGAUAGCCGACAGCCCCGCGCAGUUUGGCAUGCUCCGCGAGCGGCUGAGCGUGGUGACCAAGGCGUGGUUUGCGCAGCGCGAGUUCGGGGACGUGGAGAUUUUGAAAAGGUUUCAGGAGAGUUUGGUCGAUGAGGCGGUGAGGGAUCGGAAGUUGAGAGAGCAGCGAGGGAAUGGGGAUGGAGGGGGAGGGGAUCAGCAGCAUUUGGGGUUGAGUCUGAGGGAGCUGGUGAGACAGUUUAGAUGGCAGACGCUUGUGUUGUUGAAGGCGGCUUUGCUGCAGCCUAAGAUGCUCUUCUUUGGCACUCGCUGCGAGCGGUUGUGUCUGACGCAGUUUUCCCUCAUCUCGUUGAUUCCCGGGCUACUUCGUAACUUGCAAGACUCGGCUGGUCCCGAGCUGCACAGCUACGAGCAGAACCUUAAACGCCCCGAAGGCGUCAAGACGAGCGAUCGGUCAUCGCUGCUGGCGUAUAUGGGCUUUCCGCUGCAGAUCUUUGGCAAGGGCAGCCUGUUCGGCCCUUACACCCCCCUACAACAACUCGACCUGCUCGCGGAUUUUGGCACGAAAUCCUAUAUCGUCGGCAGCACCAAUUCGCUGCUCCUCCAACAAAAAGACCGCUACUCUGACAUCCUCAUCAACCUCGACGAAGGUACCAUCAACAUUACCUCGCCCUCUUUGCGCACCGCCCUGUCCCUUUCAACCCCCGAUCGCCGCUGGAUCGACUUCAUCACCCAGAAUGUGAACGACACCUGGGACGACGCCAACCCAAGCCGGCCCAAGACCAUGGGGUAUGCCGGCAGCGAGGAGUUCAUCCGGCUGCAGUUCGAAGAGUACUUGCUUUCACUGGCAUCCUGUGUCAAGUACCGCGCCCAUCUGGCGAAGCACGCCAAUAACCCGCGCAUGCUCCUCCCCGAGAUAGAAGGCGACCCCUCCACGGAUUUCAACAACGACUUUAUCGAAGCCUGGCAGCGCACCGACAAUUAUCGCAUCUGGAACUCGUUUACGGACUCUCACCUCUUCGACAUCGUCGAGCCCCGACACCCGUGUGCGGGGGGUCUGACGCUGGAGGAUAUCCAGCGCCGAUUGGCGCAGCAGGUGCAGGAUUUGCAUUUGGAUGAGCGGUUUGCGCAGAGUAGGGAGGUGCUGGGGAGGAGUGUGGCUGCCGGGAAGGAGAAGGCGAGCAGCUUUUUGAAUAGGGUUUAUGCGGAGAUGGAGGCUUUUAGGGAAGGGCAGCGGAAGAAGGCAGAGGAGGCGGCGAAGCAGAAGGAGGGGGAGCAACAGCAGGGGGAGAAGCAAGAGGGGGAGGGUACGCAAGGAGGGGGGCCGGGGUUCGCGGAUAGAGCGGGGGCGUUCGUGAGUGGUUGGGCGGCGUGGGGGAAAAGUAAAUGGUCUGGUGGUGGUGGUGGUGGUGGUGGUGGUGGUGCUGGCACUGCGUCCUCCUCAACCUCCGAAGCCAACAACGCCCCAAGCAGCAGCAACGGCUCAUCAAGUACAGCAGGGGGCUGGACCUCCUGGGGAAGAGGGCACAAAUCUCGACCUUCAUCUGCCUCCCUUCUCCCCCGCCGAAGUCAAGAUACCGUCCGCGAGCGUAGCGAACGCGACAGUGAAGACCGAGAGCUUACCGACAAGGAAAGGAAACACCUCUCCGGAGGAGUGACAUCCCCCUCUUCAUUCUUUACCUCCUUCAUCGGAAGGAUUGCGACGCCCACAAGAGAGUCGUUUGAGAUAUCUCGUCCUGGCACAGGGACCGGAUCUGGGUCUGGAUCCAGGGAGGUCCUUUUCGAUGAUCAUGCUGCUGCAUCGUCAUCAUCACGACCGGCGUCUCCUACAAAGAAAAACUCUGUUACGGAGAAGGCGAAGGAGAAGGAGAAGGAAAAGCUAACUGUUCCGGAUAAUGACACCGCAGAGACGGAGAGCUUUAAGAGCGCGCAGGAGGGGGUGUUGACGGAUAAGGAAGAUGAUUCGGAGGGGUAUGAACGGGUGCCGAGUCAGGUGUCGGGGUUUUGGGAAGUUGGGGGAAAGUACGCGACGGGGAAGAAGGGUGAGGAGGCGGAGGGGACGUUGGGAGAGGAGGAGAGUAGGGUUUGGGGGAGGUAG